Aegilops tauschii subsp. strangulata is the source of this 684-nucleotide messenger RNA. The record is from RefSeq and is a predicted model, not a curated record. NCBI's taxonomy places the organism in Eukaryota, Viridiplantae, Streptophyta, Magnoliopsida, Poales, Poaceae.
AUGGGAGGACAAGCGGAGGGCACGGGCGGCUUCACCGUGAGGCCCUCAGCACGUGCUUGUGCUCGGCUAGCUCGGAACGAGCGGUGGCCAUGGCGGCGAUGGAGCAGGGCGGUGGUGGCCUACGGGAGCUAUGGCGACGGCGGUUACGCGCAUGGAAACGGACGGGGCGGUGAGGGGUUACGCGCGGGAGCUCACCGUGGAGCCGUAGGGGAUGGCAGCGGGCUCGAUGGAGGCUCGAGGUGGCCGGAUUCGUCGACGGAGUGUGUCGGAGCCGAGGAAGAAGCCGGUGGUGGGGACGGCGCCGCGGGGGCGUCCGGCUCGAGCGUGCGGUCGAAGAAGAUGCAGCGGAGGCCGGUGAAGCGGAAGGGCACGUCGGAGGGAAGGGGGGCGGCGCUCGCCGCGCUGCUGCCAGACGGCGGCGACGCGGCGCUCAGGCGAGACAGAGCGCGCGAGGUGGAGAGUGGGCGCGCGGGGAGGGGGCUGACGAGGACGAGGUCGAGGGGGGAAGGGCUCGUCCUUAUCCCCGGCGUUGCCGCGGCGUGGGGCGGCGACCGCGGGCACGGGCGCUCGGUCGCCCGCACAGUGAAAACGACGCGGGAGGGGGAGCUGGGCGGCCUGGGUCGGCUAGGUGGGCUGAGGCCCAAGGGGGGCUCGGUGGCCAGCUGGGCCAGUCGGCCCUGUUGA